UCUAGGUCUAGUAUCCGCUUUGGGCUUCUAGGCUCUUGAUGGGUGCUACGUCGUACUUGUUCUAGGCUGACCUUUUUAUUUUAUUUUCUUAUCUUAGACUGACUCUUUUUUUUUAAUUCAUCUUUCUCGUUAUUUACCAAAAAAAAGUCAGACUCGUCUAGACCACCUAUCUUUGGAAAAGCCUUGGAAGCCUAAAAGUUUACUCCAACAAUAUCGUGCCUGCCUUCUUCGGAAGCGAGCCCAACCAAACCCAUCCAUCCCUGCCUUUCGAAUGUCAUCCACCACAGAAGAGAGGCAGGUCUGGCAGCCGCUGCACCCUCAAGUUCGGCCACGGCUGGAUCCACAAUAUGUGGAGGUGCACGAUAAACUGCUCCAGUAUGCCCCGCCGACCCAUACUCGGCCCUGGAAUGCAUCUAUGCGGCAGCCCUCGCAAGCGUCAGUGAAAACGGGGCUCGAUGUCGUCCCAGUCCUGACCGAAGAGGUGCAGCUGGACCGUUUUACCAUACUCGUCCUCACGCCCGUCACAAACCCCGACGACGAACCCAGACCCGAAUCCGGAUGGCCAGUCUUUGUUUGGUUCCACGGCGGCGGCUUCGUCCUCGGGGAUCACUCAAGCGAGCUGGACCUACUGACGCGUAUAUGCGCAACCGCCCGUUGCGUCGUCUGCUCGGUCGGCUACCGACUGGCCCCUGAACACCCAUACCCGGCAGCUAUCGAGGAUGGCACCGCCGGUGUGAGGUGGAUUCUAUCCGACGCCCAAGAUGGCGGAGCCACCCGCUUCAGUAUAGAUCGAACUCGCUGGGCCAUCGGCGGCGUCUCCGCCGGUGCGCUUUUAUCGACCGUGACGCUCAUAAGCCUCGGAGAGGCCGGCGACUUUGACUCUGGCGAGAUGGCGAGGCCGCUUCGCCAGGUCCUCGUCGUCCCCGUCGUCGACAACACCGCGAUGCCAGGCUCCGGCUUCUGGGCCAUCAAACCCCACGCAAUCAGCCCCUCGGCCGAACGCAUGCUCUGGUACCGCCGCCUCUGGCUGGGCGACGCCGACCCGCACGUCUGGAGCGCCAGCGUGAACUACGCCUCCGAUAAGCAGCUGGCUUACAUGCCCCCGACUUUUGCAGCCAUUGGUGGGGAGGACCUGCUGGCUCCGGAGGGGCUGGCAUUCGUUGAGCAGCUGCGAGGCGCCGGCGUCGAUGUUGAUACGAUGGUGCUGCCUGGCUGUCCGCAUGCCAUAUUGGCGUUUGCAGGUGAGUUUUCAGUUGUUCCCCGUCUCCCCAGUGGUUAUGAUUUAUCUACAGAUCAUGAAAAAGGACCAUACGUGCUAACAUGCCGCUUUAGGGUUUGUCUUUCGUUCGACUUGCCCCGCGCAACAUGCGUCGAUAAGGCAAAAGACCUAUUCAACAUGUGCGUGGAUCGCAUCUCAAAGUCUUUUGGCAACUGAGCCAACAAAAAAAUAAAAAAAGAUUCAAGAAGAAUGCGGGUGGGUUGAAGGCGGCUUCUAAGCCUAGCAUGCUAUCCCUGGGCCGGAUCCACUUACUACAGUUUCUUGUUUCGGCGUCCAGAAUUUUUCCUCGGCCCCGAGAAAAAGAUGUUUCUCUACUCGGAUUUCUUUUAUUUUCUUCUUGUGCUUUACUUUUUUUUGUCUUGUUUUGUCCUUGUUUCGUUUUAUGUUGGUUACUUAUUAGAGCAAAUUUUCCCAGUAUACCCCCAAAUCAAAGGAAGGGAACUUGCCCGGUGUCUUUUCAGAGAUUUCUUUCCAGAGAGGAACCGUUGGGUGGGUUAUAUAGGCA
This is a messenger RNA of Pyricularia grisea, 1784 nucleotides long. RefSeq lists its product as uncharacterized. NCBI's taxonomy places the organism in Eukaryota, Fungi, Ascomycota, Sordariomycetes, Magnaporthales, Pyriculariaceae. The coding region runs from base 272 to 1435 and encodes 387 amino acids. Gene Ontology annotation, molecular function: hydrolase activity. The record is from RefSeq and is a predicted model, not a curated record. The transcript is spliced from 3 exons.